AUGGGAAGUUUCAACACCAGUUUUGGAGAGGGCUUCAUUUUGGUGGGCUUCUCAGAUUGGCCUCAACUGGAACUCAUCCUUUUUAUCUAUAUUUCGAUUUUCUACUCCCUAACCCUCUUUGGCAACACCACCAUCAUCAUUCUCUCACGAUUGGAUCCUCGACUGCACACGCCCAUGUAUUUCUUCCUCUGCCACCUCUCCUUCCUGGACCUCUGCUAUACCACCAGCACUGUGCCCCAGCUGCUGAUCAAUCUUUCUGGACUCGACAGGACCAUCAGCUAUGGAGGGUGUGUGGCUCAGCUCUUCAUUGUCCUCUCCCUGGGUGGAACUGAGUGUGUGCUCCUGGUGGUGAUGGCCUUUGACCGCUAUGCUGCUGUGUGUCGUCCACUCCACUACACAACCAUCAUGAACCCCCUUCUCUGCCAGUCCCUGGCUAUUGCUGCCUGGGUGGGAGGCCUCACGAAUUCUCUGAUUCAGACAAGCCUCAUGAUGGCCAUGCCUCUCUGUGGCCUCCAUUACCUGAACCACUUCUUCUGUGAGAUGCUUGUACUCCAGAAGUUGGCUUGUGAGGAUACAGGAGGCACAGAGGCCAAGAUGUUUGUGGCCCGAGUCAUAAUCAUU
Molecule: messenger RNA, 621 nt
Organism: Marmota flaviventris (yellow-bellied marmot)
Lineage: Eukaryota; Metazoa; Chordata; Mammalia; Rodentia; Sciuridae
Product: olfactory receptor 2Y1B-like
Biological process (GO): G protein-coupled receptor signaling pathway
Cellular component (GO): membrane
Molecular function (GO): G protein-coupled receptor activity; olfactory receptor activity
Source: RefSeq, a predicted model, not a curated record